UUUUACUUUAAAAUGACGUCACAGGAGUGUCAGGCGAAGCCGGGCUGGCAGGUUGUUAGUGAGUCGGAGAGAAGCAGAGAGAGGCAGCAAGAUGCAGCGCGGGGUGAUAACAUUGCACUCUCUCCGAUUGAUAAGUGCAUGAUUUCCCCCUCUUUCUCAUAAAACGAAAGGCAGUUUGCCUCUGCGAAACUGAUUCUACAAAACAUACAGAACUAGACUCACUGUCGCUUCUUUUUGUUUGUUUGUCAUUGUUUAUAAGCUUCUUUUUUUAUAUAAUUCAAGAACAUGCGAAAUGUAGGAAUCGAGUCUGCUUUAAAAUACACCCUGGACUGAAAAUUUCUGGUCAUUUAUUUUUAAGCUUUUAGUUUAACGUACACCAAACAUUUCCGCGUGUGUUUUAUUAUACUGUCUUUGAAUAAUUAUCUUGAAGUGCGUGGUAAUUUUCAAAGCUGAAGCCACAGGGGAUGUCGACGGUUCACCUUGUCGCUUUGUCAUUUUUCGUGGCUUUUUCGGACUUGGCAGAGGAAUUCGUCUGUUCAUUUUGAAUUAACCUAAAGUUUGAUCGACACAAACCAAUGGACAGAAGACACCUUAUAUUGAAUAACUUAAGGAAGAGCACCUGGAGGGGACUACUUCGGAUGCCUUCAUUCACUGAUUUCAAUUAAAUCAUAAAGCAACCCCGGCCACUGAGAGAAAACACAUCAUGAUAUCCAUAUGAUCCAGUUAUUUUGUCUCAUCUCUGUUCGACAUUUGUGCGUUGUGGGAGGACCAGCAGCGUUUUCGGAGUAAUUCAUGCCCAAUAUUCUGAGGAGCAGAAGCUCAGAAUGCUAGCAUUAUUGAUGCCUGGAAUAAGGUAUUUAACUUAACUGUUUUCAUGUGCGACUAACGACAAUUGUGGGAACGUGCAUAAAUGGGAGGAUAUCUAAAGGACUGAUUCGGAAUUAUUUUCGAGAAAAUGUGGAUAAAACGGAUUGUUGCACGCAGUCCAAUGUCUGCUUUGAGAUCCGGGGGCUCGCCAGGACGCCACGCUUGGAUCCUCCUCGCCAUGAUACACCUCACCAUGGAUUUCACCUUCUGUAGCCCUGUGACUCAAGGCCCGGUGCUCAAGCUCCUCUCCAGACCCGCGCCUCGCUCCAGGGCCGGCCCCGGGUCCGCGUGGGACCCGCCCAACCAGCCGCUGUGGCGGGGCGCGGGGCCGUGGUGGCAGAGGACCCUGCGGCCGACGCCGCAGCCAGAGCGGGCGGACAAGCUCCCCGCGCCCGCGGGUCAAAAGCACAGGGGCCCCGCCGCCGCGCACAGAGGCCCCCCCUGUUCGGAGUGCCAGUCGAAACGCUCUUCCGCCAAGGCGACGGACUCCCUGGCUCCUUCUUCUUCAGCGGGGGGAGGAAACUCGGAGCCGUCGGCCAUUUUGAUAAGGCCGAGGAGGCAGGCGAAGUGGGACGGCUACGACAGGUCCCAGGACGGCAGGACGACGACGGUGCCUGGAUUUAUAGACUGGGGGCCGACGGGCGGGGAGGAAGGAGGCGAGGACGACGGCAGGGUGGUGCCCAACUCCACUGUGUCCACCAAAGCCCUGACCACCACCACCAUCACCACCACCACAACCACCACCACCACCACAAAGCGCCACCCCCAAACAAACUAUGUGGCGGUGACAACCAUCCACCCCCGGAGACAGAGCACAACGCCAUCCAGCAUUAUCAUCGGGGUGACUGCCAAACCACCAAAGCCAUUUGGAGACACAGCAGGUCUGGCUGUUCACCAGAUCAUUACAAUCACUGUGUCUCUAAUCAUGGUAAUCGCAGCCUUGAUAACAACACUGGUCCUUAAGAACUGCUGUGCACAGAGCGGAAGUGGUCGCCACAGUAGCCAUCAACGGAAGAUAAACCAGCAGGAGGAGAGUUGCCAGAACCUGACGGACUUCACCCCGGCGCGGGUGCCGAGCAGCGUGGACAUCUUCACGGCCUACAACGACAGUUUACAGUGCUCGCACGAGUGCGUACGGACAGCAGUGCCCGUUUAUACGGACGAGAUGAUCCAGCAGACCCCCGUGUACAAGACAACAUACAACGGAAAUAGACCUUCGCCCACUGAACGGCAGCUAAUUCCUGUGGCCUUUGUGUCUGAGAAAUGGUUUGAGAUCUCCUGCUGACCGACCGGUGUCCCUUUACUUCCUGUCGGUGGUUCAGACUUCCUGAUUUUUUUGUUUCUGGAUUCCAUUGGUCAACCUGUAAACCAAGCGAAACAAGCAAUUACACAAAGAACCAACAGCCAAUUUUGUAAAAUAAUGGGACCUUGCCCGAACAUGAGCGCAGAAGUUUAUUUUUCUAAAAUGAAUGACAGCUUGAGACAGUGGAGCCGGAUGCCUCUCCAGAUUAUUUUCCAGAGACCGAUGGUGAUUUAAAAAUAUAUAUUUAGAGCGAAUAUAUAUAUAUAUAUAUAUAUUACGUGUGUGCGUGCGCGCACCGAAGAGUAAAUCAAAUCACAGACACGCUGAAGACAAGAGAGUGUACUAGCCAAUGGCUGCUGCCAGUGCGAGCUGAACUGUGUUACUGAACAAUGUGCCAAUAAUGCCACUUGUGCCACAUUCUGUACAGAAGGACCCCAUCCAGGAUAUCAUGGAUUAAUAAAGACAUUAUGGGCAAGUCAUUUUACCAAGUCGUACCCCUACAUCAAUCCAGUACCCUUUUUGAAACAAAAGAAACAAAAAAAAAAUAAAAUAAAAAAAAAUAUUUUUAUGAAUAUGUUUUAACAUAGUUAUAAAGCGUUGUGGUAAAUUCCAAAAGAGAAAAUGUAUAAAGCACUAUACGGUGAUAACAAAAGAAGAAAUUGCUUUCUACAGUACAUGCUAUGUUCUAGACUUUUCUUCCAGGCAUUGUUACCAGAUCCCCUUUUAAGAACAAAAGAAAAGAAAAGACAAAAAAAUUCAGCCUAUCCCAACCGUAUUUUUAUACAGCAACAAACAAUUGAAUCACAACACGACAUCUAGGUCCACUGUGACUGGACCUCAGGACUGUUAAUCAUGUUCUGGUGCCCAAUUUGAGAUGACUGUCAAGAUACAGACCAGACUCUUAAAAUAAAUGAUGCUGUCAAAGGGUUAUUCCCAAAUGAAGUUUCACUUUUGAUAAUUUAAACAUAGGAAUACAGUUUUAAUACUUGGCCAUUAAAAUGUAAUUUUUGGGGGAGAUUUUUAUUUUAUUUUCAUUUAUUCAAGCCAUGAUUACCAUUUUUUUUAAAAAUACAACGAGAAUGGCACUAUCUCUUGUGGGAGGUCUCUAAUACAUCUUGGUUUAAACUGACAUAUCCCAGUUUUAUUAAAUGAUAAAAGACAGUUUUAUGUCUUUUUCACCGAGCCAAGGAGGAGCUGAGGUGCAAGCGGAAGCAAAACAGAUCAUCACUGCCAGCAUUUGAGAAUCAUCGCACGCGUUCCUCGUCUUAAUCCAAGUCCAGGAAAGCCUUUAUCUUUAAAUGCAAUUACUAAUGCGCCCAAAAUCAGUCUCAGUGUAGCGUACUGUGUGAGUGAGCAUGUCAGUGACGGCUGUGUGGUGUGACAUGACCCAUCAAAGCCAGUACAAGGGUGCGGUUCAUUCGCUGGUGACAGUCACAUGUUCUGGUGUGUCACAUGGUCGACAGAGGUGCCAUUUUGAAACCUGCAGCAGAAUUUCCCAUUCCAUUAACAACUGUAGCUCUUUAUUGACAGUUUAAAAACCACAAAUAUUAUCAUUAUUAUUGGAUCAAGUAUUUGAGUAGUAUGGCAUCAAAAAUACAAAUGAAUAAAGUGUCAUUCCUCAACUGAAUUCAGUUGCAACAUCAACUGCCAUGAAACCACCCACUGACAAUACUCAUGUGCUUUAAAUGUGGUGUUAGUUGACUGUUCAGACACUGCUGGGGAUUUUUUAUUUGCAAGCUUUAUUGAUUAAUAGAAUUACCAUUUAAUUUUACGAAUUAUACCGACAUCCUACGAUGGGCAUCCACAGCUCUUAUGGCCAAAUCCUGUCCCUAAAGAUGCCCAUUUUGUUAUGUAAAAUGAAUAUAAGGUGAAUUGAGUGCCAGGUUCACAUCUCCAGUGAAAACCAGAGAAGACUCUGAAUCUGCCACUCAAUUCAAUUUUAUAUGGCUCUGUUGACAUAGUAUCUGUGACAUCAGCAUUUCCAGUACGUAUUGGACAUGCAAAUACAUGAAUAAAUUAUAGUAUAAGACUUAAAACACAAUGGACCUCAUUCACAUAACUUUUCUUAAAUUAUUCUUACUGUACAUUUGUUCCUAAAAAUGUUCCUACAAAAAUACCAAUAUGGAAUUCAUGACACAUGUCCAGACCUUUGUUUUUGUGCAUAUGAUUGUAUGAGAUAAUGAAUGCUGACAGUUUGCAAAUUUUAUGCGCAAUCAUGUUCAUGUGAUUAGUAUAAGGAAACAGCCAUAAAUAAGUACAGAUAAAUAAAAAAAGAUGAAUUCCAAAAUGUUAUUUAAAACGUUCUUAGACACAGUUUACGAUUAAAUGUGAUUGUACACAUACGUUGUGAAUGAAGCCCAAUGUUAUUAUAAACAGAAUGUGUAUCCAGGAAAAAACAAUUAAAAAUAAAAAAGUAACCCAUAUUAGUUACUGUCAUGUAACGGUUUUGCUAGCUUCAGUUUCAACCGCAGGAAAUUACCAAAAAUGUUUGUUAUGUUUUAAUAUAUGCGAGUCAGUGACCCCGUGGCCGACAGUACCCUGACACCGUAAUGUUAUGGUUGCGCUCCUCAGCCCAGUUAUCCUGGAGCCCAUAAGGACCUGUCUGGGUGCCAUCUGGCAGCACACAGUGUAAAUGUGGGUUGCCCCCGCAAGUGGGCCUAUUCUGGGCACGCACCUGUUGGUCCCGCCAGAUCACACAAUGAAAGAGGAAAUGAGCACCGUGCGCUGCUGUGUGCUAGCCAUUCACGGACGCCGUGCCCAUUGUGCUUUGCUGCCUGCAUAUCCCACUGCCCCUCACCUCAGAUUUCCUAUAAGAGAUAAUGCCUCAUUCUCAACCAGAGAGUGACCUGAGCUGGUUCUGCUGCUGCCCUGAUUUCAUAUUUUUAUUGAAAGAGCCUGAUGGCUGAUUAUUAUAUUGUUGCUGUAAUAUACAUGUGUAGAUGUAUUAUAUAUAUAUUAUAUAUAUAUAUAUAUAUAUAUAUAUAUAUAUAUAUAUAUAUAUAUAAUACAAAAUCCUUCCAUUGCUGUACAGGUGUUCUAUUUUUUAAAAGAUUACCUGUUCUUUUUGGGAGUGUUGGGGCUGGGAAAGGGAAAUUGUGUCUCUGUUUACAUCUGUGACUACAAUGGGUACAACAAUGAUAUUUCUUUCAUAACUCAGAUUGACCUUGUGCCAAACUUCUGGUCCGCGCAUUCAAGCAGUAUGUACGAUAUCUUCAGCCAACAAAAUAGGGUACAUAAUGCUUACAUCGAGGCUACUGUAUUUUUUUCACGCUAACACCAUGUUCGAGAUCAAGAGCGGACCAUUUUUAUGUUAAAUCUUCAGGAAGAAAAAAAACUGGAGCAGGGCAGGAUUUGAGAGGUUUUCAUCUGGCACAAAAUGACAAUGAUCCCUAAACUGGGCAUUUAUUGAUCAGUUAAGACUCACCACUAUAGUGGUGGCAGAGCCAGGAUUUGUAAACCCCAAACUUAGUGGCAGCAUCAUCUGUUAUGAAUGGAUCACUGAAUUUAUCUAACAGCAGUCUUUUGUAAUGAAAAGACUGAUUGGUUGAUAUGAAUUAGGGAUUGACGGAUGGGCUGGUCUACCCAUUAUGGGAUUCGUGAAGUUUCACUCUCCCAUUGCUAUGCCAUUGUCAAAACUGGUUCUGUAACAAAGAUAAUGUUUUAACUGAUGUUCUUGCAAGUAAUUAAUUCUAAGGUCAUUAAGCGUGGUCCAACAACUAUUUUUGCCUCAUGUAAAGCAUUCUGUUGCCAAUCAUUCAGGUGUAAACCAUUUUCUGAAUAAUUUAUCAUAGCAGUGCACUGGAGCACACCCGUUUAGUACAGAACUGUUUACAUGCUUCUCGUUCCUACACUAUACCUCAGUUUUUUUGGAAAUAUGAAUAUAUUGUGUCAACACAUGCUCAAGUCUUUCAGUUUUCACAUUAUAUAUUGCUAUAAAAAUGAAUGGUUUUAACUGUAUUGCAGAUGUAUUUUUUUUCUCAAAAUGACAAACAAGAAAACAAUAUUCUCGAUUGAUUGUAAAAUGGCACACUUGCUAUUGAACAAAUGUGUUAAAUCAGCCACCAGAUCCUCCUGAUAUAUGAUUUGGUUGAUACAUUCUUCCAGGAAAAGGAUAUGUAAAUUUCAAAUCUUGACAUUAGGGUUUUUAUUAUUGGUUUUGGAUUGUACUUGUUUUGUGUGUGUUUCUUUAUCUGUUUUCUCUGACCCAAGUAAUGUCUCUAAGGACACAAGAUUAUGGUGUCAAUUCAUUGAAAUCAUAAUAGAGGUUACACAGCAGGACCCGGUGUGUUGGUCUUGGCUGUUAGUCCAGACUCUUUUUGCAGAUGAUGUAAUGUGCUGGCAUCCACUGGUGGUCUUGUUUUUUUUUAAUAAGAACUUUUUCACAAAACAUUUAGAAACGACUGAGCACCUGUUGAUGGUGCGAUGUUGAGAUGAAACCUGCUACCUUCUGGAUAUGGAGACGGAAUGAUAUCCCAUGAUGCACCAUUGCUCUGUGCCCUCACCCUCUCCACUUCCUUCCACAGCCUGAAAUAAGGGAAGAAAUUGCUACCGUAAGCCUUUGUAGUUUCAGAACACUGUUUUUUAAAAAUUGCUUUACGUCAUUCGCUGACGCUUUUAAGGACAGAAAUUCCCCAUUUGUAUCUGCUAUAUCAUUAGAAUUUGUUUCAGUAUUACAUGCAGUCUCAAAAUUUAGAAAAGUACAAAAUCUACCUUAAAAACUGGAACUAAGGUAGUUGAGGCGUGGCGCCUAUCUUUGAAACAUCCCGUCAGCACUUAUGCGCUUGUGGUGUCGUCGUCAUUCAAACACAAAUGGGUUCGAAGGCCGUCCAGUACUUAUGGUUCUUCAGAAUCUCGACUGCUCCCUUAGAGUAAUUAUAGAUGAUAUUGGCAUGCGGAGAGAUUAAAAAAAAAAAAGCAAAGGAGAGCUGAAAACUAUCAUGGAUGAAUACCAGCCGAUCUGAUGCGCGGUCAUUUCCGUAAUGACCCUUGUGAAUUGCGUCCUAAAUACUGUAUGCUGCUUAAUGGCCACAUAAACUGGCUGUAAAUUAAUGGUAAUAAAAUAAUAUAUGGGGGGAAUGGCUCUAAUGCUUCUCAUGCAUACAGGUCAAAUUUUAGAUGCAUUGUAUUUUUUUCUCCCUCUGUGUUCUGCAUGUUUGACCAUUUUGGUUGAGCAUGUAAAUCAGAUUUACAAUGGCCCCCUAAAAUGUAAAAGGUCAGGUUUUGAUAUAAAAUGGAGUUGUAUUACUUUGGCCUCACAGCUAAACGAACGUCACUCGUAUUGUACAUUCAACUUGUCCAUUUAACCAGCCGCAGAUUUCCCACUUUCAUAUUAUUUAUCGAAAAUGUGAAGACAAUUUACGUAUGAUUUUUUUUUCUUCAGCUGAUUGUUGUGUGUUUUAAUGGUGCAAUUUAGUUAGAAAACCAUGACAACAUUUUUCUGAACACAAUUUAUUUAUUUAUUGUCUGUGAUUACAUUCAUGGAGGACAAAAUAAGCAGAUAAACAAAUUU
Molecule: messenger RNA, 7679 nt
Organism: Anguilla anguilla (European eel)
Lineage: Eukaryota; Metazoa; Chordata; Actinopteri; Anguilliformes; Anguillidae
Gene: ajap1
Product: adherens junctions associated protein 1
Exons: 6
Coding region: 956-2152 (398 amino acids)
Cellular component (GO): cell-cell contact zone; adherens junction; plasma membrane
Molecular function (GO): beta-catenin binding
Source: RefSeq, a predicted model, not a curated record